Messenger RNA from Coniophora puteana RWD-64-598 SS2, 4321 nucleotides. RefSeq names its product ras GEF. Gene Ontology annotation, biological process: positive regulation of GTPase activity; Ras protein signal transduction. The transcript has 10 exons. The record is from RefSeq and is a predicted model, not a curated record. Gene Ontology annotation, molecular function: guanyl-nucleotide exchange factor activity. Gene Ontology annotation, cellular component: plasma membrane. The coding region runs from base 79 to 3843 and encodes 1254 amino acids. NCBI's taxonomy places the organism in Eukaryota, Fungi, Basidiomycota, Agaricomycetes, Boletales, Coniophoraceae.
CCUGGCUGAUGUCUCGCCGUCGUCCGGUUGGCUGUGUCUGAUCCCCGCUCGCUGUGCUCACCGUGUUCGUCGUUCAACAUGAUGAGGGCACUUCACGCACUCCCAGAACCCCCAAGGUCUGCUCGUCAAAGCAUCAGAGGCCUCCCACCUCUCCCGAUAGCGAAGCCACAACCAGGGCCAUCCCAACCAACCCAGCCAAGAGACUUUUGGAUACCGCAAGUAACCGAGUCAGGUCAGAUUUACUACUCCAACACCCUCACCGGUCAAGUCGCGAGCGAACUCCCAACAGAGGCUGACGAGGACGAGCUGUCUAAUGGUGGUCUUGCCGGACUGACCAGCUCUGUGACCAGCAGACGCGAUUACGCUGGGACUGGAUUAGGCCUCGUCAACGGCCCAUACUUUGAAGAAGAGCCCCUGGUUACUGCAGACUUUCCCCACCCUUCCGUGUCCCCAGCGCCCCCAGCCAGAUCCCCAGCACCGUACGCCCGAACGCCGACACUUACACCGCAGAUAGACCAGUACACACCUUCAGGUCUAUCCCUUCGCCGCGAACAGAUUGAACGCCCAGAUUCUGCCGCCGCUCAACCUUCUUUCGUUGCAUCAGGCUCUGCACAGCAGUCUUCGCCUUUUAUUGCUCCAGACGCUCCCAUGGGCCGACCCCGUGCGUCGACGUUUGAUGUGUCUGCUUCACCGCCACCACCUUCCUCGAACCGUCACAGCAAUAGGGUGCCAGGCGUUCUCUUCGAUUCUCUCACCGCGUCUAUCCGCUCCCGCCCCUUCAGCCCGCCCGGAAGCGACCGCUCGAGCACUAUUGGUCCGAGCGUCUCCAGGCGACCGUCCGACGGCGACUUGCAAAUCAGUCUCCCACAUGCUCCUCGCGCAAGCAUGGUCAGAAAACGCUCUCGCCUCCCUGUGCCACUACCCAGUCUUCCAGAUGUCCGCGAGCAUCCAUCGUCUUCAAGUUCGAGUCCGCUUCCGAUUACCAGCACUCCUUCGAGCACCAGAUCAUACUCUAACGAGCCCACGUCCCUCAUCAGUCUCUCGCUGCAAGAUCGUGAACCUACCCCAAUGCAGAUCCUCAACAAGCCACCUCCGACCCUGCAGGGUGCCCUCUCCCCUGACGAUCCCGAGCUUACCUCGGAGUUGCUCCACUUCACCCGCACCUGCAUCCACGCCGUCGUCAACCACCUCCAGGACCACGGCGUGCCCCGCCAGCGAAGUGAUGAGGACGCUGUCGACUCGAUGAUAAGCAUUGUCAUCUCCUCCAUGCGCGAUCUGCUCUACGUUUCCGGUCCUGGCUUCGGACCCAUACCCUCCUCCGUCCUCCUUACCGCCGGAUCUGACUCUCGAGACCAACGCAACUCCAGCACUGCAUCUCAGACGCACCUCAUCCCAGCACAGCGAAGAGCCAUUGCGACAUUGUCCAAGUUCGUCCUAUCAGCACGUGCCGUUCUCAACGAAGGGCCGUGGCGCACGAGUUACUCGAUCUCUCACCUGUUAUCCGACGCCGAGGAACUCGAGCGGUCCGUGAUGGAGUUCGUGCGGGUUGUACACCGAUAUAGGGACCGCGAAGUGCACGGCGAUCAGGGGUUCAAGCGCCUGAACGGCUACCUUACUGCUCCGCAUGCAUCACCAGGGAAGGCGGGUGCGGGUGUAGGAGGAGGCUGGAAGGGAUACGGGUGGGCGCACAUGGAUGAUAACGAGGAAGCCCCUCGCCGGAGUUUGGACAACGUUACAUUUCAUGAAUUUGGUCAUUACAUUUCCCUGGUCCAAUCCAAGUCGUCAACGCUUGGUGAUGUUAUGUCAGACAUGGAGCCAGCUCCGGUCAUUGCCGCAGCGCAGGCACUGGUGCAAGAGUUGUCAUCACUACUCGACUUCCUCUCUGACGUACACAUCGCACGCCACGUCGACAUCAGCCCUGUACAAGAAGACAGGCUAUCGGAUGGUGCACAGUAUGUCCGCCUUGUCGACAGAGCACGCGUCUUCGUUCGCUCGUUCGAGGCCAACACACAGGCUCUGUAUGAUGACAGUGCCCUCCUCUUUUCCACCGCGCAGCGUGUCAGUGACAGUCGGAAGGAAACCUACGACGAACUCGAGGCCAUCAACGAUUCGCUGGAUUUUAAUCUGCAGCUCGUCCGCCAGACGUUUGAGAACCUGCUGCGCGUUGGCCAGGAGCAGGCGGUUAUAUUGGAGCAGUCGCACAGGACACCGUUAGAGUGGCGGAUGUCGCAGAUAUCAACUGGCAAUUCACAGCGUAGUCUCGUGGAUGCGUCACUCGACGACCCAUUCGGCUCACAAGGUGACAGUCUCAACGGAACAUCCGAACGGGAUCGAAACAAUACGGUCAACGAUGGCGGGUCCUCGCCAAUACCACCACCAGUCCCCAGUGCUUCCAGCAAACCCACAUUCUUUAGCAACGCACCGUGGAAGUCGGAGGAAGACCUUGUCGGUGAAUUGGGUAAAGCACGCUUGCCCCCGCGGGGAGAGAAAAUUAAGAAGAUCUUUGGUGACGAUGCUCCCGAACACUACAUCCUCGCCUCAAAUGCCGACUCAAAACCCUGGUACCUCCGACCUAACUACGACUCACGCCAAAUCCUCAUUGAUCCUGACGGCAUUGUUCGAGGCGGUACCAAGCAGGCGCUUGUUGAAAGGCUGACCGCCCACGAAUACUCAGAUUGGACCUUCAACAGAGCCUUCCUGAUGACAUUCAAAUCCUUUAUCUCUCUUGACGAGCUUUUCAAGCUUCUUGUUGAGCGUUUUUGGAUCCAGCCACCACAGAGCCUAAAUGCUGCAGAACUAGUUGACUGGCGUGAGCACAAGCAACACGUCAUCCGUUCUCGAGUUAUCAAGAUUUUAAAAGCUAUGGUUCAAGACGAGGAAAUCUUGGAGAAGGACGACCUUUACAUCCUUGACCGCAUGCAAGAUUUCGCUUCAAGAGAGGAUGUCAUGACAUUUUGGGCCACAAAGCAGCUGUUGACUGCUAUCAAGGAAGUGCAACAAGGACGCGGGCGAAAACCUCAGCUUGCUGUGAACGUACCACCACCUCCGCCUAUUGCUCCCAAAAAGAUCGAACUGCUGGACAUCGAUCCAAUGGAACUGGCUAGGCAGCUGACCAUCACAGAGAGCCAGUUGUUCCAGCGAAUACCGCCGUCAGAAUGUCUGCAACGCUCUAAAGUACAAAAAACUGACUAUCAGGAUAACAUCGCGAACUUUAUUCGACGAAGUACGAUGGUCACACAUUGGGUGGAAUAUGCCAUCUUGUCGAGGGACGACCCUCGUAAACGAGCGAGCGUUAUGAAGCAUAUCAUUCAAGUCGCCGAUCGUUGCCGGUUCAUUCAAAACUUCUCGACGAUGCUGGCCAUCACAUCUGGGUUAAAUUCCUCUGCCGUCCGGCGCCUCAAGCGUUCAUGGGAGCAAGUCGGCGCCAAGUAUAUUUCCUUGCUGGACUCUUGCGAGACAAGUGGCAGUUCGUAUAAGAACUUCAGUACAUAUCGCAUUGCAUUGGGCAAAGUCACCCCACCAUGCAUUCCUUUCCUUGGUGUAUUCUUGACUGCUCUGACACAUGUCCAAGACGGCAUGAAAGACAAUCUGCCAGGUGAUUUGGUCAACUUUGGAAAACGCCAGAAGGCCUCGGAGGUCAUUCAGGAGCUACAAAGAUACCAAAUCAAGCCAUACAACUUCCACCCACUCCCAUCUGUCUUGGUGUACAUCGACGAUUGCCUAGGCCAGUUCAAGGACAAGGACGUUAGCGACACGUUUUGGAACCUCAGUCUCGAGCGCGAACCGCGGGAGAAGGAAGAAGAAAAGCUUGCACGACUGCUUCACGAGAGCGGUUUCUUCUAAGCGGUUCAGCCCCAUAUGCUUCCUCUCAUCUCGGCCAACAUACCAACAUGGAUCACACAGCGCAACAUUACUCACGACUAAUUACACUAUUGCUAUUUAUAUAUGCUUUUGGCUCUUUGGCAGACACUACUGUAGCACCGGCAGGCCUGCUGCUCUUUUGCUGCAUUACCACUGUACAGUCCUGUAAUUUGGGUUAACAUGCCACCUAGUUAUGAUACCCUUUCAGAUUUUCUUGGGAUAUCAGUUUCUACCCUCGUCAACUUGCUCAAGCUUGCGGCUCCGGAGUCGCGUUAUGCUAGUCUUUGAUGAUGUCAUUCGUUUAUUAGCCCCUAUACUUAGCACAUAGUCUUGGUCACCCGCAACAACGUUGUGCCUCUCUGGACCACCUUUCGUCCACUGGGUCGUUUCUGAGCAGCGGUAGUACUUAAAGCAGCUUCUACGAGCAACCAGGCUGCAUCUUCGCUUUCUGUUGAUACUU